AUGUUGAGGUUAUGUGGUUUUGCGAAAGUAGCUUUUUCUUGUUUUAUAAACGCCACCCUUUGUUUGUUUGGUUUCAUUUUCUGUGAAAACCAGGCUAGCACCAGUACCGACGUGCCGAUGGAAUCAGUGGACGCGGCCGGACCGGCAUCCGGUGCGCUCAGCCCCAACACAGUGAACGGUAAUGGGAACGAUCUGGCCACCAACGCAGAGGAUAUGACUUCGCGUGACUAUUACUUCGACUCGUACGCACAUUUCGGCAUCCACGAGGAGAUGCUGAAGGAUGAGGUGCGCACGCUGACCUACCGGAACGCGAUGUAUCACAAUAAGCAUCUGUUCAAGGGGAAGGUCGUGCUGGACAUCGGCUGCGGUACCGGCAUCUUGUCGAUGUUUGCGGCGAAAGCGGGUGCAGCGAAGGUCAUUGCGAUCGAGUGUUCGAACAUAAUCGACUACGCACAGAAGAUUAUUGAGGCGAACAAUCUAAAGGAGACGAUCACGCUGGUGAAGGGUAAGGUGGAGGAGGUGACACUACCGGAUGGAAUCGAGAAGGUCGAUAUCAUCAUUUCCGAGUGGAUGGGUUACUGUUUGUUUUACGAGUCCAUGCUGGAUACGGUCAUAUAUGCGCGUGACAAGUGGCUGAAGAAGGACACGGGCAUGAUGUUCCCGGAUCGGUGCACACUGUUCGUAACGGCGAUCGAGGACCGGCAGUACAAGGACGAAAAGAUUAACUGGUGGGAUGAUGUGUACGGAUUUAACAUGAGCUCGAUCCGUAAGGUGGCGAUAAGCGAACCGCUGGUGGAUGUGGUCGAUCCGAAGCAGAUCGUUACCACCUCGUACAUGGUGAAGGAGAUAGAUCUGUACACGGUGAAGAAAGAGGACCUAGAGUUUGAAUCAUCCUUCCAUCUGUUGGUAAAGCGGAAUGACUUUGUGCAGGCGCUGGUGACGUACUUUAAUGUGGAGUUUACCAAGUGCCACAAACGGCUCGCCUUCAGCACGUCGCCCGAUGCCGCCUAUACGCACUGGAAGCAGACGGUGUUUUACUUUGACGACUAUUUGACGGUGAAGAAGGGCGAAGAAAUUUACGGUACGUUCAAGAUGAAACCAAACGUGCGCAACAACAGGGAUCUGGACUUUACCGUCGAUCUGCACUUUAAGGGUGAACUGUCGCAGGUGCACGAAAAAAAUCACUACCGGAUGCGCUAGA
Molecule: messenger RNA, 1201 nt
Organism: Anopheles maculipalpis
Lineage: Eukaryota; Metazoa; Arthropoda; Insecta; Diptera; Culicidae
Gene: Art1
Product: protein arginine N-methyltransferase 1
Exons: 1
Coding region: 1-1200 (399 amino acids)
Biological process (GO): peptidyl-arginine methylation
Cellular component (GO): nucleus
Molecular function (GO): protein-arginine N-methyltransferase activity
Source: RefSeq, a predicted model, not a curated record